UCGUGUAGGGCGGGCGCGUCGCCGCCCAACUGUCGACCUCCCGUUCCCCUCUGAAAGUUGUCGUGGACGAACUGUGGGUGUAUUGUGAUAACUUUGUGUGACUUUCUGUGGUAUUGGAGGGAUUAUUACUACAAAGAUGCAAAGCAGAAAACGGCAGAGGAAGCGGAGAGCGAAGAUCAGUGUUGUGCGAUGAACGUGACAUUCGAUAAUGUAACCAAACGUUUAGAGGAUAGGUGUCAAAAUGGCUUACUGUCCGACCAUGGGCAGAGUGUCAAGCAAGGAUUUAGUAGUGGUAGUUCUGUUUUUGUGCCGAACGAUAGUGUGCGAUGGACAAUGCCCGAAGUAUGCGGAGAAACCGUUGGAGACGCGAGUCCAAGAUGCUUCUAUAGUGUUUAGGGCGGUGGUAGUUCAGACACAUUACUUGAGUAAAACACUAGAUUUAGCGCUAGUGUCAAUAUACAGAGGAGGAGUGGAGCUGGCGUCCGUCAGCCAAUAUGCAGGGUCACCAUACAAUACUACAGAUAGACAGGUGAACCUAAAGAUCAGCUCGCAGCUCGGCGACUGCUUCAACUGGAGCAUGGCGCCGUCCCAGAGCGAGCUGGUGGUCUUCUCGCGGAUCAGCGAGCCAGCAGUGGACUUAGAGACCACGCCGCCCGACGGGCCGUGGUUAGAGGCCACGGCGGCCGCUGUGCCGUGGAGCCUUGGCGUGGAUAUCGCCAUUUGGAAUGCAGUAGUGGGGAUAGAAACCACGCCGCCCGACGGGCCGUGGUUAGAGGCCACGGCGGCCGCUGUACCGCGGAGCCUCGGCGUGGAUAUCGCCAUUUGGAAUGCAGUAGUGGGGCUAGAAACCACGCUGCCUGACGGACCGUGGUUAGAGGCCACGGCGGCCGCUGUACCGUGGAGCCUCGGAGUGGAUAUCGCCAUUUGGAAUGCAGUAGGUUAG
This is a messenger RNA of Ostrinia nubilalis (European corn borer), 943 nucleotides long. RefSeq lists its product as uncharacterized. The transcript is spliced from 6 exons. Lineage: Eukaryota; Metazoa; Arthropoda; Insecta; Lepidoptera; Crambidae. The coding region runs from base 242 to 943 and encodes 233 amino acids. The record is from RefSeq and is a predicted model, not a curated record.